Molecule: messenger RNA, 1731 nt
Organism: Aspergillus caelatus
Lineage: Eukaryota; Fungi; Ascomycota; Eurotiomycetes; Eurotiales; Aspergillaceae
Product: splicing factor ESS-2 family protein
Exons: 1
Coding region: 118-1551 (477 amino acids)
Cellular component (GO): catalytic step 2 spliceosome
Source: RefSeq, a predicted model, not a curated record
UAUCACAUCAUCCAUCCAUCCCCCAUCUAGUAUCAUGUUCUCCACGGGUUUUUCAGCUGACCAAGAUCAUAUUUCUUUGCGUUGAUCUUACUAGGCCCUCGGCUACCCUUCGCUGUAAUGUCUUCCUCGUCGCAAGCUUUGGCUAAGCGCCACAUCGAAACCAGUCUAAUGCCCCCUCCCCCGAAACGCAUCAAACGACCUGCUACUGUCCUCGAUGAAGACGUCUAUACAAAUACCUUAUCUGACAUCAUUGCGCGAGACUAUUUCCCGGGGCUUCUGGAGGUACAAGUGAAGCAAGAGUACCUCGAAGCACUCGACUCGAGAGACGAAGAAUGGAUUGCUACGUCUAAGAAAAGACUUAGCGACUUGAUGUUGACUCCGGAAAGAGCUCGGAAGCGUCCUGGAUCAUCGAAUUCCAUAAUAACAAACAACCCUACAGAAGUAAGGCAUGCAGAGGAUACUCCUACGGGUUGGGGUGGGGAUACGCCAAUGUCAAUCAUGUCCAUGGCCUCCUCAUCAACGGCUCAGCAUUUGAAAGAUAAUAAUAUUCCGAGCCUGUCCAACCUGGGGCUGCUCGAUUUCCAAGCGAAAUACACCAGCGAAGAUAACGAGUCCUUCAAUAAGCUGCUAGAUAAGCAAAAUACGAAACGUCGAAAAAAAUAUGCAUGGAUCUGGAGCGGCAACAAGAUCCCGUCCGCGCGACAGAUUGCCCAUCAUCAACGGGAAGCAAAACGGGUUGAGGAACAGGGUCUCAAUCCCUAUCAGGACAAGCAAAUAGUCACUCAGAAGGACCUUGACUCUCGGCCCGCGAAACCGGACUCAUGGAAGGCCAGACCGGAGAAUUCUCUCAUGUUCAUGCCCUCGUCUGUUGAGGACACUCUCGAGACGUUCCAGGAGAAAGCAGAAGCGUCCUCACGGGCAGGGCCCAAGCGGGUGGUGUACCAUAAUACCCGGCUACCAGAUGAGGGGCUUCAAGCUGCCCAAGAUCGAGGCGCGCUUCCGCCCUCGCCAUCGAUUUCUGCUAUUAAGGAUGCUAUUGCCGGACAUCCCCACCCUACUAAUUCAGAGGCGGGCUAUAGCGGGAGUGAGACGCCACGAGUGAAUGGGUACGCCUUCGUGGAUGAAGAUGAACCAGAUUACCCAAAAAAUAUCGUGUCAAAAGACAGUCAUACGGACUUUUCCAAGGGCCUUCGAUUGUUGGGUACAACCGAUAAAACCCCAAAUCCGUUUCAAAUCAAGGAGAACCGAAGGCGCGAAGAUCUACACCAUCGUAUAGUAGACCGCGUUGCCAGAAAGAAACGAGCGGAGAAAGUUACGCAAGAGACUAAAUCACCGGUUACCAUGACGCCGCGGUUCGCCAGUAGCCCCCGGCUAGACUUUGGAUUACGCAUGCCUGGCAGAGCAACAGUGGGAGGAGGUGGAUCAAGCAAGUUGUUGACUCCAGCGGCACAAAAACUAUUACAUCGUAUGGGGAACACUCCUCGGCCGACGGAGUCGUCUUCAUCGAACCUGAAGAAUGUGUGGACUCCGACUCCACGGAGAGCCAAAUAGAUACGAAUUGCCUGUUGAAAAGUAAUUACAUAUGAUCUCUGGACUAAUGGCGCUUCAAAGAUACCAUGGUGACCGGCGUUGUUUCCUGCUCCUAUACCGCUUAGGUUGUGAGAAGAUGUUCUAAUUUAUGAUGCUUAGAUAGCCAUAACCUAAAAAAGUUGUCUCCUUCGCGCCUGAUUU